AUUGAAAGCUGUGAUCGAUAGCAGCUCAUGAACGAAAAUUCCUUCGUGGAACCACCGUCCAUGCAACGUGGCAUUACCCGUAGCCACACACGUGGCAGCUCUCUUCUUCUAACAACACAACCUAAAAUACAUACACUCAACACCUUUACACCCUUCCUCUGCUACACGCAGGUAUACCUUCACUGUAUCUCCCUAUAUAUAUAUAUUACCCCAUAUGUACUGUGUAUAUAUAUACUCUUAAAAGUGUUCAAGUUAUAACUCCAAUAUUAAUUCUCUCUCUAGCUUUGAAAUAUAUAUACUUUUUUUUUUUUAUUACAAAAAAGAAAAAUGAAAAGCCAAAUUGAAGAAGAGUUCUCAGAUUUCUACGAGAAAUGGGUGGUUCAGCUUGAGGAGCAUCUUCGUCUUCUUCUAGUGGUGUCGAAAGAGAAGCCACAAGAAGCUGUGUGCGAGGCGGUGGUUACUAAACUCACCGCCCACCACAAGGAGUACUACACCGUCAAAUGGGCUUCCGCCGCCGACGAUGUCUUGGCCUUCUUCACCCCUCUUUGGCUCACCGCCCUCGAAAACGCCUAUCUUUGGGUCACCGGCUGGAAGCCUUCCAUGGCUUUCCGGCUGGUUGAGUCUCUGAAGAAGGCCGACGCCGGACAUUCCGCCGGCGUAGGGGCGAGCCUGGCGGGGAUGACGGAGGAGCAGGUGAAAAGGAUCGAGGGUUUGAGGGUGAGGAUGAAGGCGGAGGAGGAGAAGGUGGAGAGGGAGAUGGAGAGGAUGCAGGUGGCGAUGGCCGACAGGAAGAUGGUGGAGCUGGCGAGGCUGGAGAGGGUGGCGAGGAAGAAGGGGGACGCGGCGGCGGUGGGGCAGGUUGACGAGAUGGUGAACGCGGCGGUGAAAGGGUUGCUGUGUGGGCUUGAGAAGGUGAUGAAGAUGGCGGAUUGCGUGAGGCUCAAGACUUUGAAAGGUGUGCUGGAUGUGCUGAACCCCAUGCAGAGCGUUGAUUUCUUGGCUGCUAAUACCAUGCUGCAAAUUCAGAUGAAAAAAUGGGGAGAAAUUAGAGAUAAACGCUGUCGUAUCGAUAAUCAGGAAAAUUGUCUCCUCAUUAGUAAUCAUUAAUAAUGACAAUUAUUUUAAUAACUAUAUUAUUAUAUUAAGAUAGGUUUAUAGAAAGAAAGAAUAUAC
Erythranthe guttata (spotted monkey flower) is the source of this 1173-nucleotide messenger RNA. RefSeq names its product protein DOG1-like 4. The record is from RefSeq and is a predicted model, not a curated record. Gene Ontology annotation, biological process: DNA-templated transcription. Gene Ontology annotation, molecular function: sequence-specific DNA binding. NCBI's taxonomy places the organism in Eukaryota, Viridiplantae, Streptophyta, Magnoliopsida, Lamiales, Phrymaceae.